GCAGGUGUCUCAUACGACUGUAGUGCAGUGGAGAGAGAGAGAGACCACGAGCGAGAGACCUAGAGUAAAAAAAAAAAAAGAGAGAGAAAAAAUAUUGUUUUAUUAAAAAUACAUACUGUGAUUAUACUGUUUCUGGUUUAAGGUGUACAAUAAUGGAGGCAGAAGUGGACGAAGAAGAUGGAACUUUUACGAACAUCUCACUGGCUGAUGACUCAGGUGACAGUCCUGCAGCUCUGCGCUCCAGACAAGAGGACGAAUACUUCGCCAUGAACUGCGACAGGGAUGAUAUUGAGAACCAAGUUGAGCUGGAGGAGAAGACAAGACUCAUCAACCAAGUGCUCGAGCUUCAGCACACGCUAGAAGAUCUCUCAGCUCGGGUGGAUGCGGUGAAAGAAGAGAACCUGAAGCUGAAGUCGGAGAACCAGGUUCUGGGGCAGUACAUUGAGAACCUCAUGUCUGCCUCCAGUGUGUUCCAGACCACCGACACCAAGAGCAAACGGAAAUAAAGUUGGGAAAACGAUCCUUCCCCUACCAGAACGGACCCUUUAUCCCUUAAAAGGCCAAUACACACAAGGCCCAGUUUACUUUUACCCACUAGUGUCCUCCAGUGUUCACCAUCACAGCUUCUCACAUACUCCUCCCUGCGUGGGAUCACUCUCAGCUCUGAAUUUGUUUAUAUUUUUUACAUGUACAGUUUUUUUUUUUCUCUAUUCUUUUCCGUUUCAUUCCAUCCAUUAUAAUACCAGCUGCUUGUGGAUGCCAUUAAAACAGACUGACCUGCUCUCUCUCUCUUUCUCUCUGGCUGUUACGGAGUUAAUGGAGGCAUUUCGUAGUCUGUGGUCAGAUAUCCACAGUACUAAUGCACAUCAGGCUCUAUAUGCAGCUCUUUUAGUGGCUACGCAGCUCAGCAGACCAUCUGCAUGCUUCUCCUGCUGGAAUAGUGCAGCUUUUUCAAAUGGUUUAAAGGAGCCAGCCUAAAGACUAGUGCAUUAAUGGGUAAUCUUUUUUUAUUUUUUAUUAAUAAAUACUUUUACCUAUUUCACAUUUACCAUUGAGAAGCAGUGAAACAAUGAGGAGAAUGGAGCACAGGAGAAACGGUUGGAAGUCUCCAAGCACAGAUGGGAGAGAUGUUGCAUGAGGUCCUUUUUAUUAUUCCAAAGAAAAUAUGCAUGAUUUGAGGGCUCGGGUGGGUGAAGAUUUUAGAAAGGAUUUUAGUAAACUAUGCAGUGAUCAGUACACUUUUGUGACCUUUUUUAUUCCUUUUAUUUAUGGGUGUUUUUACACCUUUAAGUCUAGACCCAAGUCUGACCCAAGGUCCUUGUGUUACAUUGCAUUUAAUACACAUGGUCCGGUUAGUUUUGGUUUCACACUGGGUCCUGGCCUCAUCACCGAAGUGGGCUGCAUCUUCCCAUAUAUGAUAAUGACUGGUUUGUAGAAGGGAACAUGGCUGAGUGUAGGCAUGGUAUAAAGUCAUAAAUUUGGCGAGAUGCCUUUCCAGAUGUUGUGACGAAUUCUGCCUACUAUCACAAUCUGCCUUCCUUCAAAUGCACACUCGUAAUGCUGUAGGAUGAUUGUAAAAACUGCUUUUAUGUCUGAUUAUAAAUAAGGGUUAAUCUACAGUUACAGUAGAUACAGAAAUUGGUCAACACCAAAUAAGCAGGAGCAAAAAUGCCACAGAGUAAAAUUUUGAAUUUAGUCCAGAUCAUGUAGUUUGAAAACACUUUUUUUUUUUUAGAUAGUUCAGACUUUUGAACCAACUACAGGAAGGCUUUCGUCACUUGUUCAACAGUAGAAGAAGAAAAGAAACUGGUGGUGUGCUGAAAUCUGAUGCCCGGUCAUAAAGCAGUAUAGAAACAAGAGAUUAGGCUGGUGUAUCUACUGUAACUGUAGAUUAACCCAUUUUUUAACAAACAAAUACAAUUAAUCCAAAGGGUAAUGUUACACUCAUUUUGCUGUGUAACGCUUGUGCAAUUAAAUCUGAUUCUGCCAGGGAGGCAGAAAUUGGCACAAAACAUGGAGAGGCAAUUUUCAGAAUUGACAACGCCCCAACGUCCAAUGCAUGCUCUUCUGGAAAUGUAGAAAUCAGUAUACCAAAUAAGCAGCCCCUAUAGGCAGUGAUAACCGGAUGUUGUGUGAAAUUGUUUAUUUGCUUACGAAACUACAGUGUGAACAAACACAUGAACUUAAUUUUUUGACUGGACUUAAUGGACAGGUGGAAAUGCUACAGUAUCAAUGGAGGCAAAGGGAACAACAUCUUGUAAUGCCAGGAUGUGUAGUGUUUCAGAAGAUGUUUCUUUUAACUGGAAUAAGAUGGGAUUGGAGACAAUGAGAAAGAAAUGGACUGCCUGGCUUUUACUGUAAAAAGAGAAAGGGACUCUUGAGUGAUAUUGAUCUGGGAGAGUGCUCUGAAGGGUGCAUUUGAUUUAACCCAAUCCCUGCACAAAGCAGAGGCAUGAAAUUAAGGCUUGAUUAAAAAAAAAUUAAAAAGUUAUUUUAGAUCUGGUAGUAUAGAAAUAUUUCUAUUAUAUUGCUGAUAUUUCUAUCAGCCAAAGUCUGCACUGCUCAAAGACACAAAAAAACAAAAGAUGUCAUAUCUCAAUAACAAUGAGAAUGAGCUUAGUUGUUACAAGGGAACGGUCAUAAAAUGUCAUAAAUGUUAUUUAUUGUUUUGUUGUGUAUUAACAUUUUCCUUCAGGUAUGUAACUUAAGCCUGCACACAUCCAAUGUAGAUACUGCCUUGUGUGUAAGUGUGUAAAAAAUGUACUAUUACUACUAUGCCUUUAACCUUUUUGUGUUAAUAAAUUGUUUCUGCCUUUG
Messenger RNA from Astyanax mexicanus (Mexican tetra), 2817 nucleotides. RefSeq names its product short coiled-coil protein a (gene scoca). Bases 153 to 506 code for a protein of 117 amino acids. The record is from RefSeq and is a predicted model, not a curated record. The transcript is spliced from 4 exons. Lineage: Eukaryota; Metazoa; Chordata; Actinopteri; Characiformes; Acestrorhamphidae. Gene Ontology annotation, cellular component: trans-Golgi network.